This is a messenger RNA of Centruroides sculpturatus (bark scorpion), 3802 nucleotides long. Its product is annotated as probable serine/threonine-protein kinase DDB_G0282963. NCBI's taxonomy places the organism in Eukaryota, Metazoa, Arthropoda, Arachnida, Scorpiones, Buthidae. Gene Ontology annotation, biological process: negative regulation of protein kinase activity; protein dephosphorylation. Gene Ontology annotation, molecular function: protein serine/threonine phosphatase activity; cation binding. The transcript has 7 exons. The record is from RefSeq and is a predicted model, not a curated record. The coding region runs from base 79 to 3561 and encodes 1160 amino acids.
AGGGAAACUAAUAAGAGCAGACGUUCCUAUAAAAGGUUAUCAUUCGAACGGGUAAAGUUGACGACGAAUCGAAAGAAAAUGGACGAAAGUACGAACAGUAUUAAACAGUUUUUCGACGAAUUUAAUAGAUGUAAAACGGAAGAUAACGUACAACAUCGCAGUAAUAUAUUAAGUAGCUUCAGUAUGAAACCGGAAGACGUCAAAGUUGAAGUACUCGACUGGUGUCUCCAUUAUUUAGAACAAAAAAAAUGUCCACAUUCAUUAGCAUUGACUCUUGCAAAGCUAGUAGCACAUCAGCUGAGUGAUUCUGUAUAUGAAAUGAGUUUGCAAGCUGAUGAAGGCAUAGAUGAUGAUGAUAAAAGUUUUUCAUACAAAACAUCACAGUUAUAUAUAGAGAUGGUUGAAUGUUUAGCGGAAACUUGUAAAAAUUGGCAAGAAUAUAUUGAUAUUACAACAGCAAAAUUGGAACCUUUACCUCACAUUGUGUCAGUGUGUGCUAUAAAAAACAGUAGAAGAAAAAUGGAAGAUAGGCACGUCAUUUUGCAUAAUCUUAAUACAGUUUGUGGACUAAAGGAUGCUCCACAUCAUAGUUAUUAUGCAAUAUUUGACGGCCAUGCUGGAGUUGAAGCUGCUAGUUAUUGUGCUGCACAUUUACACUGGAACAUUGUAAAUCAUCCAGCUUUUCUUACUGAUACUGAAAAAGCAAUUUCUGAAGCUAUUACUUUAACUGAUAAAACAUUCCUGGAGCGGUCUUAUAGAGAAGGAAUAAAAGGUGGAAGCACUGCAUUAUGUUGUUUAAUCAGAGAAAAAACUUUAUAUAUUGCUUGGGUAGGAGAUUCUCAAGCAGUAUUAGUAAAAAAAGGAGUACCUAACAUAAUUGGUUUGCCUCAUAAACCAGACAGAGAGGAAGAAAGAUGUAGAGUGAAAGAAUUAGGUGGUUGUGUAUUAUUUAUGGACACUUGGAGAGUAGAUGGUACAUUGUCUGUCUCUAGAGCAGUAGGAGAUUUGGAGCAUAAACCACAUAUAAGUAGUGAAGCAGACAUAUGUAAAAUAACAUUAGAUGGAGCUGAAGAUUAUCUUGUGUUAGCAUGUGAUGGUCUUUGGGAUAAAUUAUCACCAUCAGAUUUGGGAUUAUUAGUUUAUCAGCAUAUUACUGAAGGAAAAAGUGUUGAAAGAAUUGCACCAGAAUUAGUUCAAAUAUCAAAAGAACUUGGUUCUCAAGAUAACAUAACUGCAAUUGUUAUUUUCAUGAAAGAUCCAUAUAAUAUAUCUGUGCCGCCAAUAUGUUUACCUUCUUUAAACAACAAAUUAGAGAACGAUCAACUCAAAACAACAAAUGAAGAGAACUAUGUAUUAAAAUCACAAGAAUUAAUUACAGAUCUAUCGGAUAUAUCCGAUAAGGUUAUCAGCAGUAUUUCUAAUAUUGAUUUAAGUACAGGAAAGGGCACUAAUUCGUUACUAUAUGACAAUAAUUCUGUUACCUCCUUAAAUGACAAUAGAAUAAAUGGAAACUUCUUACAAAAUGAAAAUGAGAAAAACAUUUGUGAAAAUAAUAAUGAAAUUUCUGUUGCUGACAAUAUUUCAAAUCAAAUUGAUGCAGACAGUUUAGAAAUGAUGGCAGAUAAUUCACCUAAUGAUGACAAAAUUGUUGUUUCACCUUUGUCAAAUGAUAGUCUAAUCUCAACUGACGAAAAAUCUGAUUUCAGUGAUUCCAAACAAACACCAACAGAUGUAAGUACAUUUUCUGACGAACUUAGAGCAGAUUCUAAACCCUAUUUAUCUGAUUUAGAAUCCGAAACUUCAAUUUCUGUAAGUGAUCAUUCAAAUACUGUUUUUAUAAAAGAUAACACAUCCUCUUCAAAACAAGAAGUUAAUAAUUUAAUAGACUUAGAACUGGCAAAUAGAAUUCCUCAACCAAAUAAUACAAUAAAUUCUUCACAAUUCAAUAAAGAGCUGCAUUAUAAUGAAAGAAUUGAUUCAGAAAUUUCAAAUAAUGCUCUUCCAUCAGAAACUAAAACAAUUUCUACUGAUGUGAAAAAAGAAGGCAAUUUAAUAUGCUUUGAAGGCAAUAUGUAUGCUUCAGAUUCAACAUCAAAAAUACCCAGUAAUGUGCAAGAAGUACCUCCAAAUUAUUUGAAUAACAAAUUAACUGAAGAAAAGAUUAUAAAUACAAAUCAAUCAGAAAAUAUUUCUAAUUUAAGAAAUGAAAUUGAAUCAUCAUCAAAAGAUCUGUCAGCAGAUAUUAACAACUGUUUGAAAUCCAAAACAUGUACACCAAAUUUAAUACUUCAAAAUUCACAAGAGACUAGCUUGGAACAUUCAGAUUCAAUUAAUAAAAUUCAAACUUCAACCAUCCAAGAAAUAAGUGAAACUUGUUCUGAAUAUGCAAAUAUAAUUAGUGAAAAUCAAAAUGAUGUAGGAAAGCCAUUACAAGAACAGUUAUAUAAAGAUUCUGUAAAUAUGACUAAUACAGUUCAAAAUAAUAAUGACAAUUUAAGACCUAAAGCUGCAAUAUGUCGUGAAAACAAUAAAACUAAUAGAAUAGUGCAUUUAAAGAAUGCAAAAUCUGUUACAGACUCAAAAACAGGUAAAGAAUCACUUUCAAAAUCAAAAGUAAAGAAAACAACAGAUGACAAAUUAAUAAAAACUAGUCCAGCUAAGUUACAACAAAACAAAAGUGCACAGAAGUUAGUGAAUAAAUCAACAGAAAAGAAAUCUUUACAACAAUCAAUAAAGGACUCGCCAAUAAGGAAAGUAACCGUUCAAAACAGAACCAAUACAGAAAAUGUCUUUGAACGAUUAUCCAUGCCUAAAUCGACUCCUAAAUUCAAAACAAUGCCAAAGGACGAGGGAAAAAGUUCAUCACCAUUAAAGACUAGUGAAACAAAAACAUUGCCCAAAUCAGGAAAACUUUUAUCUUCAAAAUCAUCAAAGGAAUCCUGUACAUCACAUGCAUCACCUAGUUCAAAGUCUAACACAAAGACUGUUAAGAUAUCAUCACCUAAGACAUUGGCACUUAAAGCAUCAAAAUCUGAAACUGUUAAUAAAUUAAAUGAAGAAAAUAUAUCAAAUGCAUCUCCAGAAAAAGUGGAAUCUGCACAAAGAGAAAAAAUCAACUCAAAAUUUUUAACAGGUGAAAAAUGUUUAAGAGAAAAUACGACAGAAAAAAAAUCAUUGAUUAAAAACUCUUUAAAAACUAAUAACAAAGAUCCGAAUGAUAAAAUAAGCAAACAAAAUAAUUCCGAUCUUCCUAAGACAAAUGCUAAGAGUGAAAAAAAUAUUGUUAAUCGAAAAUUAACAGAGAAACAUAUUAAAACUGCAAGUGCUAUUCAAAAAAAUUCAAUUUCUCCCAUUCAGAAAAAUAAGACUGUGAAUGCAACUACAUCCAAAGAAAUCGAAAAGAAGGCAAAGAUGACACCAUCCGAAAAGAUAAAAUCAGCAAAAUCUAAAACAUCUGCUACACCUAAAGCAAGCGUGAAAAAACCUCUCGAAAAAGGAAACUGUGAAGCCAUUACAAAAUCUCUCGAAAAGGAAACCGAGGUUGUCACAAAAUCAAAUUAAAUAAAACGGAACAUUCUUUUCAUGUUUUCUUCUUUGAGACUUUCAGAAAUGCAAAUUAUUAAAACUGGUUUAAUAAUAAUUUCCAGUAAUUUUUACGUAAAAGAUAUUUGCUUCUCAUCCAAAUAAACAUUUAAUUAUAUAAAUAAACAAAGUUAUAAUUUUUUUUUUUAAAUAUUUAUCAAAUAAAACUUAAUUUUCUGUUAGCCAAAACUUUUUUAAUCUAUAAAAUGUAAAAAAAAAA